UUCUGAAGAAGUGAUUGGUCUCUGAAGUCACACCUUCCACAUUGUUUAUUCGAGGUCAAGGUCUUUUGUAAAGAAAUGUCGAUCAUUGGAAAAUUAAACUUUCAAGAACUGAAUAAUUUGAACUUAUGUGUGAAGAGAUUGGCUAAACAUUGCUGUAAACGACAAUUUAACAAACAGAUUUCAAAUUCCACACUUCGUGGUAAGUUUGGUUUCCUCUUUGACAUUGAUGGUGUCAUUGUAAGAGGAAAACGUCUACUUCCAUCAGCUAGAGCUGCUUUUGAAAUGCUGAUAGAUCGACAUGGACAUUUUCAAGUUCCUACACUUUUUGUUACAAAUGCUGGCAAUAGCUUACGGCAACAAAAAGCUGAACAGCUAUCAGAAUGGUUAAAAAUAAAGGUUGACGCUGACCAGGUUGUGAUGUCUCACAGUCCUCUGAAAAUGUUUCGACAGUUCCAUGACAAACAAGUGUUAGUCACAGGACAAGGGCCAGUUGUAGAUAUUGCUAAAGGCCUAGGAUUUAAAAAUGUGAUAACAGUAGACGAGAUACGACAUAUUUUUACCAGUCUUGAUAUGGUUGAUCAUAAACGUCGCAAAUCUGCCCCUUGUGGAUUUCAAGAUUACUUUCCAAGAAUAGAGGCUGUGAUAUUAUUUGGAGAACCAGUCAGAUGGGAGACACAUUUACAACUUGUAGUUGACAUUUUGUUAGCUAAUGGAAAACCAAACGAAGCACUAAGUGAAAUCCCUUAUCCACAUCUUCCAGUUCUAGCCUGUAAUAUGGAUCUAUUAUGGAUGGCAGAAGCAUGCAUGCCUAGAUUUGGACAUGGAUGUUUUCUUGUAUGUUUAGAACAACUCUACCAAAAACUUUCAGGCAGAGAACUUAAAUACACAGCAUUAAUAGGUAAACCAAGUGAAAUUACAUACCAUCAUGCAGACCAUCUCCUGUAUCAGCAAGCCAAACAACUAGGAAUGGAAAAUGUAGAUAAUAUAUAUUGUAUAGGAGAUAAUCCAGAAACAGAUAUAUAUGGUGCCAAUUUAUAUAACAGAUAUUUACAAAAUCGUGCCUUUCAACUGAGAAGCAAAAGGAAAAAGAGAGUUAUAGCAGGAAAUUCCUCAUCUCUUGAUGUGGACUCUGAUGAUGAUGAACUUAUUAGUUCUGUUGUUAAUACUAUAGAGGAUGAAGAAUUAGAGAGUAAUUAUGCUUUGAACUGUCACUCAAUUUUAGUAUGCACCGGAGUAUAUUGUUCAUCUCGUGACUAUGUGACUUAUGACAACAAAAAACCGUCCAACCAUAAUCAUAGAGACUUUGUUCUAGACCCUCAUCUCAAACAACCAAAUUAUGUUGUGCAAAAUGUACAUGAAGCAGUUCAAUUAGUCUUUCAAAAAGAACAAUGAUAUUAAAGAUUUUAGUGGAUUGGUUUUUAAGGAUAAGAAUCUUGUUAAUGUAUACACUUCCUUUUAUUGUUUUUAUUGUCAUUAUUAUUUAUUAUUUUUUAAAUGGUCAUCUUUA
Molecule: messenger RNA, 1507 nt
Organism: Mytilus californianus (California mussel)
Lineage: Eukaryota; Metazoa; Mollusca; Bivalvia; Mytilida; Mytilidae
Product: haloacid dehalogenase-like hydrolase domain-containing 5
Exons: 8
Coding region: 76-1392 (438 amino acids)
Biological process (GO): glycerophospholipid biosynthetic process
Cellular component (GO): mitochondrion
Source: RefSeq, a predicted model, not a curated record